CUGCAAAUCGAUGAGGUAAAGUUAAAGGGAUGAAAAGUAGACGAGAUCAAUGAUCCAGGAGGUUAGUCCUUUCGUAAUAAGUAAUCGUUACCAUUGCUCAUGAUUUUGAAACAGCCCUUUUAGUCUUUCCAAAAACUGAUUAACGAUAGAUUAGGGGUAGCAGUUUUUGAAAGCGCUACAAUCUGGUAGAUCGAAUCUCCAUCGGCGUCAGUGCUCAGGGAUGCUGCGCGCGUUGCAUGUCUUCUUUGCGUCCUGCGCCCACAGCCAUUCGUUUAACGGUAGCAAGUUGGUGGAGGUGCGGUCGGUCUGUCAGUGGGCCACGAACGCCGUCGGCUCGAGAUUUGUCAGUCUUCGUCGACUCGGUGCGUCGUCGGGUUGUCAGGUCAGGGCAGUGCGAGCGAGGGCAACGUGCCAUAAGCAUGGAGCUCCACGAUACCUCAGAAAUACCAAGCGUGGUCGAGUUGAACGUAGGUGGUGUUUUCUACACGACAGCCCUGACGACCCUAACGAAGGAGAGCGAUUCUCAGCUGGCUGCAAUAUUCAAUGGGAAAUUGCACGUAGAGAAAGACGCUAAGGGAAAGUAUUUCCUGGAUCGGGAUGGGGUACUCUUCCGUUACAUCCUGGACUUUCUACGAAAUCAAGUAUUGGUUUUACCGGAAGGAUUCAGAGAGCGCGAGAGACUUCGCCAUGAAGCGCACUACUAUGGUCUUCCAGGAUUAGAAAAAGCCAUCUCCGAGCACAGCGAUUCUCCAACAUCGGGAAAACGUUCCGCAGGAUAUAUUACAGUUGGUUAUCGAGGAAGCUUUGCUUUUGGACGCGACGGUCUUGCGGAUGUCAAGUUCCGUAAACUCUCAAGGAUUCUUGUUUGCGGAAGGGUCGCCCUCUGCAGAGACGUCUUCGGAGAGACGCUUAACGAAAGUCGCGAUCCCGAUCAUGGAAUGUCUGACCGAUACACAUCAAGGUUCUUCUUGAAGCAUGGAUUCAUCGAGCAGGCUUUUGAUAUGCUACAGGAACAGGGAUUCAAACUGGCUGGAAGUUGCGGUUCAGGAACUGCUGGCGGUAACGCUGAACAGCUAAAGCCUGGUGUUGAUUCCGAGGAAAAUCGUUGGAAUCAUUAUAAUGAAUUUGUUUUCGUACGCGAGUAGAUCCUUCGAGAUUUUAUGACAAUCAGCGAGUCCUGUGUCGAUUGCUGAUACUAUUUAUAGAAAAGUCAGUACUCUCAAUGUCCGUUAACGCUUUUCACGGAUCACUGAAAUACUUGAUAUCAAUUGAAAAGGAUUUUGCUCUACAAGAAAACAGUGACACUCGUUUCUGUUGAUAUUCUCGUUUAACCCUGCCACAUUAUUGUGACAGAUGAUCACAAGCAGACAUACACCAGACAGAAAGACAGAUCUAAAAGAAUUAAAAUGAAGAAAGCAAAUUGAAAAUCAUCAAUGGCCUCAGAUUUCAAAAAGGGUUAUUGAUGUUGAAUGACACAUCUUGCCAGGUGUUUAGAAUGAUCCUGAACUCCAAGACAUAACGGACCGAAAAAUUUCUCAAGACAAAGAAGAAUCUCGUUGAACUUUUGGAUAAAGGUAUGAUCUAUAACUUUGAAUGAUUCUUAUACCCAAUGGAUUAAGACAUUUGAAUCAGUUUGCAAAUGGGAGGCUGAGAUAAAUUUAAGUCAGAUUAUUGACGAGGGAAGACAAUUUUUUCCAGCGACGAAGACGGACGUGAAACUAAUAGACGAAACGUCUCGCAGUGUGUCUAUGUACGUAUCAAGGUACGGACAGCAAGAUAAUCAAAGUCACUGUUACGCCUUUCGUCGAUUCACGGCGGAAGAUUUGCGUACAGAAAAUAGUAGAUAAAACGUUAGAUAAAUAAUCGCGCGUUCCACGGUUCUCAUAGGAUUAUACGUGCGAUACGUUAAACACAAAGAAUAAAGAUACGUGUAUCCCUGCAUAGCAAGGAAGUAUAGGCCAUGAAUAUUUACUGAGAGUUGAUCAUGUGCCGAAUGUCUCGAUACUAUUUUAAGUAAAUUCGAUUAAUAUCAACAUAAUAAAAAUUAACUUACCGAAAGCGAGUCAACGUAAAAUCUUAUUCAAAUUCGCUGGCGAAGUAUAUAACAUGCAUAAUUGUUUUCGAAUGUACAUCAGUGCUGUAAAAGUAUAGUGUGCGAGGUAUUUUGACUGAACUAAUCAUCAGAAAUAAUUAGUCAUCGAUCACUGACAGAAAAUAUUCGAUUUAAGUGACACAAAUUCGUUAAAUCUUAUAAGAAUUAAUUGCGUUAUUUAUUUUCAAACUUAACGUACUUCUCGUCAAACUAGUCAUUCACUGAGUCCUGUCAGUUUUACUCCCGUCAUUUUUAAUUCACAGGUAACACCAUUCUUUCGCGCUAUAUAUAUUUAAUGAAGUAUGAUAUUUAAACAGUUAUGUCGAUGAUCCAAAGAAUGCUUGUUGGUUAGAAAAGUGAUGUUUGAUUUUAUGUAUAAGACAAGAAUAUCGUAACUCUCUUGAAUAAUCUUUCUUGUACAUUCCUAACCUUAUUUAUCCUGCUGACCUGAAUACUUGAAAAUCUUCAUACUUGCUGGAACAUCUGGAACGUCGAUAUCCUCAAAAAGUUUGAUGCAAAACUUCAGAGAUCUGAAUACCGUUUUAUGCCAUUUUUACAACUGUCGGUUUCGUAUUUCCAUCGUAUAUGUUAAAAUUGAACUAUCGUUCUUUUGUAACGACCAGAGGUUGUGACAGAUGGAAAAGGGCUAUCUCGUUGUUUUAUUGUAAGAUUAUAUUCCACUGUUUCUGGUUUACAUUAUAAACUAUAUACAGAGUCAUUCGGUAGAAACGCACCACCUGAACAUGGGUUUCCCAUAAGACAAAUGGGCGCGCUGACUUCAGGUGGUGCGCUUCUACUGAAUAACUCUAUAUACUUUUUGCCUUAGUCCAAUUUAAAAUCGUUUAGGCUAUAACGUCACGGUAAGUUAUCGUUGUUUCUACAUCGAAGAGCAAGGGAGAGAUUUGACCUUCGUCUUUCAACCUUUAGUCCCGGCGAACCCCAAAAACCGACCGUUACAUCAUCGGAGAUACGUAUCGUUCGUUCAAGUUCCAGUUCAGUUAAUAAGACGCUCCUCCGGGCUUCUCCUUUCUGUUUUCACCCAAAACUUUACCCUUCAAGGGAGUGGACGAUAUGGAAGAUUUAUGGAAAGUGAAAUAAGCGACAUCUGUAGCCUCGAUUCGUAAGGUAGCCCGCGCGUUACUUGUUCGCGAAAGGUAUAUAUGGUGCAUUCUUAAUGAGAAAUCCACUCUUGAGAAACAUACUUAUAGGAAGAUCGCGGUGAAAAAUUUAACUGUGUAAAACCGCAUGUAGGAUUUUUGUAUUAUAUAUAUAAAUAUAUAUAUUUACCACGUAGAACAAAUCCAUAUGGAUUUUCGGAUGUGAAAUAUAAAAAUAGAUUUAUUCUGUGGAUUAUUGUUACUGGACUUUACACUUUUUUUUUUUGUUAAAUUGGCUUUGGCAUGAGCGGCGUCACGAUUUUGGCGAUUAAAAAUGAUGAAUUUUUAUCUGACAAAAGUUUCGAGGAAUUUUGGUAAAACUUUGGUGAAUACGUGAUAUCACGUGGUAGAUUUGGAACGACGUUUUUAACAAAAAUAUCGGAAUAUUUUCUGGGUCAAAUUCGUGGUGGCUGUGUACGAGAUGGCGGCGGAGUAAAGCGGACUAGAGAGGCUUUUUUGCAAAAGUUAUAAGUUUCGUGCCGUUCAAUAUUUAUAUUACGUAUAAAGAGAAAAGGAUAAUUAUGGAAGAGGCAAGGUAUCCGCUGUAUAUGCGCUUACAAGUCGAAUGUUACUGUUAAUGCUAUUCGUAUAGUAAUUUUGUUGGAAUAGCAGUCGUAAGACCUGGGCGAUAAUUGACUUUUAAUUGCAGAAAUUCACAGGAUCGUUUAAUUAACAUAUGGCCAUUCCGAAUUCAAGUAAUUCACAUUAGUGAAUUGUGACGAAGUAAACAAAAACGAGUAAAGAGAUUGUUGAAAAUUAAAGAAAAAAAUUAUAUUAACAAAAUUUCAAUUAUUUCGCCACUAUUGUUCACUACCGAUUAUUUCUUUCGUAAAUUCUCAUUGACGAUUGAACGUAAAAUUUAUUUCGAAUUAAAUUAAAUAAGUUUCGAAAUUUGCCAAAAUUCGCAUUUCGUGGCCUCGAGUAACGUCUAGUUUCUCACGCUGAAUAUCUGCCACUUAGUAGUAUCAACCCUUAAAAAAAAAAAUUCGAAACUUAUACAUUACCCUCGUCAAGAACACAUUGCCACAAUCUCGAUUACUAUAGUUCUUGAAUGAGUAAAACCUUGCGUGACUUUUACGCGUUAUCUUACAUUACCGAGUUUAAAUGAUAAGGAAACGGAAGGGAAGUGAUAACUGAUAACGAUUAAGCAUGCGUCUUCUAAGAACGUUAAACAAAGCCAGAACGACAUUUGCGCGUUAAAUGAUAAUUUUUCGAGAUUCAUAACAAGAUUCAUUUAUUUUGCGAAACUCUUCUUUAAUAAUAAUAAUAAUAAUAAUCGUCAAAAUAGUGAAAUUGAAAAUUGAUACGAAUGUUAUUAGUCUAUUGUCAUUAGAACGACACUAAUCGAUGUAAUAAGUCGUUUCGAUGGUAAUAAUAAUGAUAAAUGAUCUAGAUAUUAGUUUAUAUAGAAUUAAUUAAAAAAAUUUCGUUCGCUCGAUGUGUACUUAAUUACUAAUAAUGCGCGGUGAAGAAUGAAACUUACGACCAAAAAUAUAAUUAGUGAGUAAAUUAACUAAUUAACACUAAAAUAGUGUGACGUCUGUAAUUUAGAGUACUUUCGACCACCCGUAAUUAUCAUUACGAAUUCAUUAAUUCAGCAUGAUUUACGAUAAUAAACAGUCAAGGAGUCAAGGAUUUGUAUUUACUUUGUAGAUACGACUUUUUUCCAUACCGAAUUUGGAAACGUGCGUCCCUCGAUCACACGUAGAUUCUUCCAUUAUAUAUCCGAUUAGAAAUUCGAGUGAAUUAAAUGUAUAGCAGUAGAGUCUAGUUACAAUGUAAGAUAUUAUUAUACCAUUAUUGUAUAUGUAUAUAAGAGAGAGAAAGGGAAAUAAAGAAUAUGACAGAAAAUAAUA
Messenger RNA from Cephus cinctus (wheat stem sawfly), 5105 nucleotides. It is a transcript of the gene Ktl, whose product is annotated as BTB/POZ domain-containing protein KCTD16. The record is from RefSeq and is a predicted model, not a curated record. Gene Ontology annotation, biological process: protein homooligomerization. Gene Ontology annotation, molecular function: protein binding. The coding region runs from base 237 to 1145 and encodes 302 amino acids. Lineage: Eukaryota; Metazoa; Arthropoda; Insecta; Hymenoptera; Cephidae. The transcript has a single exon.